GUCCACCGUCCACCAACCCAAUACCUUUCGUUAGAAUAUAGUAGCAUAUGCUCUCUCGCUCUCUCUCUCUCUCUCUCGAUUUUACCCAAUUUCUCUGUCCCACACUUCUCCUCGUUCAUAACGCUCGCAAACUGAAUCGGACCCAAAUUUCCCACAUAAGUUGAGCUCUGGAAUCCAUUUCUCGCGAAACUAGUUCCGAGUACCCAUGGAUUUAUGUCCUGUGCAUGUCAAGAACACGCCCCAAAUCCACUCUUUGCUCAGAAAUUCCGUUCCAGAUCGGCCCAUUUCGUUCAAUUUCGCGAUCAGAGUUUCGAGAGGGAAAAUUCCCGUGUAUCGGUCGUUGGUUGUGAGAGCUGCUGGAAAGAAGAAUCACGGCGGUUCUAAUUCCUCUUCCUCUUCUUCUUCUUCUUCGGGGGAUGGUGAGCACUCGAUUCCAGAAGGAGAUGGUGCGAAAAGAGACGAUUCUUCACGAGAUACCACCAAAUCUAAUGACACUAGCUCACAUAAUUCUCAUCGUAAACCCUUGGACUGGAGAGAAUUUAGAGCAUUUCUCUGUGACCUGGAGAAGGCUGAAACUGCAAGCACCGGCUCUCACAACAAAGACAAAGACGGUGCUCAUCUCAAUUCAAAACCACUUGGUCUGAAGUGGGCCCACCCAAUUUCAUCACCAGAGAACGGCUGUGUUCUUAUUGCCACAGAAUUGCUUGACGGGAUUCGCUCGUUUGAAAGAACAGUUGUUCUCCUCCUCAGAUCUGGAACCAGGAAUCCACGAGAGGGUCCAUUCGGAAUCAUCAUAAACCGCCCGCUUCCCAGGAGGAUUAAAGACAUGGAACCCACAAAUCCCAAUCUUCGAACGACAUUUGCCGAAUGCUCUUUGCAUUUCGGUGGAGUUCUCGAGACAAGUACGUUCCUUUUGAGAACAGAGAAGAAAACCAAACUUCCCGGUUUUGAGGAGGUGGUCCCGGGUUUGUAUUUUGGCGAACGAAACAGUUUGGAUGACGUUGCUGGGUUGGUGAAGAAAGGGGUGCUUAAGCCUCAAGAUGUAAAGUUCUUUCAGGGAUACGUGGGGUGGCAAUUUGAUCAGUUGAAAGACGAAAUAGAGUCGAAGGGUUAUUGGCAUAUAGCUGCUUGUAGUGCGAAUUUGGUACACGGGGCCUCGAUGGAGGGUUUGUGGGAAGAGAUUUUGCAGUUAAUGGGUGGUGAUUAUUCAGAACUGAGCCGUAAGCCAAAGCAAGAUAUGUAGAUGUUUAUAUGGUAAUUGGAAAUAGUUUGAGAGGUGGCAUUAAGGUACGUGUUGAUCUAAAUGUACAUAUCAUCGGUGGAGAUUUGAACGAGUAAUUCUUGUUUUGUUUAGUGACUGAAUACUUGGUAAUUUUGGUUUACUUAUGUAAGCAUGCUCUUAAUAUUAUGAAAACAGGCUAGUAAUUAUGAAGUUCUUUUUGUUGUGGCUGGUUUGGAUCA
Messenger RNA from Rhododendron vialii, 1461 nucleotides. RefSeq lists its product as uncharacterized. Lineage: Eukaryota; Viridiplantae; Streptophyta; Magnoliopsida; Ericales; Ericaceae. The coding region runs from base 206 to 1243 and encodes 345 amino acids. The transcript is spliced from 3 exons. The record is from RefSeq and is a predicted model, not a curated record.